GGGCCCUCUAGGGACCAGGAACCCGCCCAGAGAAGCUGGAGCCGCCGCCGUGGGCGCACGGAAUUACGGACGGAGCCGCGGGGUUGAGUAAAAUCCUGUCAAGAUGUCUUUAUAUCCAUCCCUUGAAGACCUGAAGGUAGAUAAAGUAAUUCAGGCUCAGACAGCCUUUUCAGCCAACCCAGCCAACCCAGCUGUUUUCUCAGAAGCUUCAGCUCCCUUCCCUCAAGAUGGAAGCCUGUAUCCUAAACUCUAUCCUGAACUGUCUCAGUACAUGGGCCUGAGUUUAAAUGAAGAAGAAAUACGUGCAAACAUGGCCAUGGUUCCUGGAGGCCCACCUCAGGGGCAGCUGAUGGGAAGGCCUGCUGGGAACUACAUGGUGGCCCCCGUGACUGGAAAUGACGUUGGAAUUCGCCGGGCUGAAAUUAAACAGGGCAUCCGUGAAGUCAUCUUGUGUAAGGAUCAGGAUGGAAAAAUUGGACUUCGGCUCAAAUCGAUAGAUAAUGGCAUAUUUGUCCAGUUAGUCCAGGCCAAUUCUCCAGCGUCGUUGGUUGGACUGAGAUUUGGGGACCAAGUUCUGCAGAUUAAUGGUGAAAACUGUGCAGGAUGGAGCUCUGAUAAAUCCCACAGAGUUCUCAAGCAGGCUUUUGGGGAGAAGAUUACAAUGACUAUACGAGACAGACCAUUCGAACGGACUGUUACUAUGCACAAGGAUAGUACAGGGCAUGUUGGUUUCAUAUUUAAAAAUGGAAAAAUAACGUCAAUCGUGAAGGACAGCUCUGCAGCUCGAAACGGCCUCCUCACCGAGCAUAACAUCUGUGAAAUCAAUGGCCAGAAUGUAAUAGGAUUAAAGGACCCUCAGGUUGCAGACAUACUGUCAACAGCGGGGAGUGUAAUAACCAUUACCAUCAUGCCCGCCUUCAUCUUUGAACACAUAAUUAAAAGGAUGGCAUCGAGCAUCAUGAAGACACUGAUGGAUCACACUAUUCCUGAGGUGUAGGAUGAGAGUGGGCUCUAUCCUUUCCCUAGAGGAUCCCAGCAACUCCUGUAUUAUGCACAUCCACCUUUCUUGGAGCCAAGAAGCAUUAAUGCUGCAUGAAAACCUUCAUCUUGUUGAUUAUGGCUGGGAAGUUACUGUUUGACGCACCUCGUGUUUGAGCCGCCAGGUGUAUUUGUAGCCUUAUACUGGUUUUACAGAUGUGAAACUCAGAGAGAUUUAUGACUUUCAUAGUACCAAGUAUCCUAGUAGUUCAACUACUCUUUCUAUAAGCCAUUAUUAAGACAACUAAUGCAAAUAUUUCCUCAAGAUUUCUAGAUAUUCUAGAAGUAGUGCUGUUCUUUAUACUUUGUUCUGAUAUUUGUAUCCUAAAUGCUUUGCUACAGUAUAUUUAGAACUGUUUAGCACUAGCUAGUCUCUCAGUUCUAACCAUCUGUUUACAGAAUGCUUGAAGUAAACACCUUCAUUCCAUACGUGCAUUAUUAUAUUUGGUAAAAGGUAGAAUUGCACAACCCUGUCAUGAUUAUCUUUCGUACUAUCCCUUUGAGAAUGUAACCACCCACCCCUACCUACUAUGCUUUAACUGUUGCCGAAAUUGCGUGGGAAAGUCCUGGAAUAAACAUUUAAUUUCAACUCUC
This is a messenger RNA of Tachyglossus aculeatus (Australian echidna), 1632 nucleotides long. It is a transcript of the gene SDCBP, whose product is annotated as syndecan binding protein. Gene Ontology annotation, molecular function: syndecan binding. Gene Ontology annotation, cellular component: plasma membrane; cytoplasm. The transcript is spliced from 9 exons. The record is from RefSeq and is a predicted model, not a curated record. Lineage: Eukaryota; Metazoa; Chordata; Mammalia; Monotremata; Tachyglossidae. Gene Ontology annotation, biological process: positive regulation of transforming growth factor beta receptor signaling pathway. The coding region runs from base 104 to 997 and encodes 297 amino acids.